GUUUCUCAGAGCAAAGAGGGGAAAAGGCUGAGGUUGGUAAGGUCCACACUCCUGAUGCUGGACUUCUUUCUGAUCAUUUAGCAAGAUCUGCACAGCAAGCACCCUACUUACCUCAGUGCCGAAAGAAAAAGCUGCUAAUUCCUGAGGUUGAGAAGAAGUGGAGGAAUUUGAAAGCUGAUUACGGAUUUAAAUGAGGAACAGUGACAAAACUAUGUUUUUUUAUGUGGUGCUUUUUUUCACGUUUUAAAGGACUUUUUGUGGGAUUUCGGAUGGAACUGUGUUUACAAAAUUAAAAGCAACAUUUUUAAAAUCAUUUCUAAAGAGCAUAAUUCAGCAGAAGGAUGGCCUUUGCAGACCUCCUGGAGCAGGUGGGCAGCACGGGUCGCUUCCAGAUCCUGCAUGUCACCCUCCUCUGCAUUCCUGUCCUGUUCAUGGCCAGUCACAAUCUGCUGCAAAACUUUGUGGCCAUGGUACCCCCUCAUUACUGCAGAGCACACUCCAACUUGUCUCAAUCCUCGCUGAGCCCAGCUGAGAUUCUGAUGAUCACAGUACCACUGAACGAGGCAGGGAAACCUCAGCAGUGCCAACGAUAUGUUGCUCCACAGUGGCACCUCCUGGAUAAAAAUGGGACUUCCUCUCCAGAGAAGGACUGUGAAGUAGUCCUGCAAGGAUGUGAGGAUGGAUGGUCCUAUAACAUGACAGAGAUGAGCUCCACUAUCAUAUCUGAAUGGCACUUAGUGUGUGACCUGCGUUCAUUAAAACAAAUGGGACAAACUGUUUAUAUGGGAGGAGUGCUUGUUGGGGCUCUUGUCUUUGGAGGCCUUUCAGACAGAUAUGGCCGUCGCAUCCUCCUGAUGAUCUCUAACCUGCUCAUGGCCGUCUCAGGAACAUGUGUUGCUUUCUCCCCCUCCUUCCCCCUCUACUGUCUUUUCCGGUUCGGCUGUGGCAUGGCUUUGUCCGGCCUGGGACUCAACACCUUCUCACUCAUUGUGGAGUGGAUCCCAACCCGCGUGCGAACCUUCACAGGGACAGCAACAGGGUACUGUUACACAUUGGGGCAAUUGAUCCUGGCGGCCAUUGCCUACUUCAUCACGGACUGGAGGUGGUUAACUCUGGCAGUGUCGUUACCCUUCUAUGUCUUCUUCCUUAUAUCAUGGUGGUUUCAUGAAUCCUCAAGAUGGUUAGCAAUAAACAAUAAGCAAGAACAGGCUGUCAAGACUCUUAAAAGUGUAGCCAGAUUUAAUGGACGACAUGAGGAAGGAGAAAAGAUUGAUGUAAAAAUGCUGCAGGAGUCUAUGAAAAAAGAAAUGUCAUGCUCCCAGGGGACCUACUCUUCCCUUGAUCUGUUCCGCACUCCCAAAAUGCGCAUAAUGACUCUCUGCCUCAGCGCUACUUGGUUAUCAACCAGCUUUGCUUACUAUGGCCUUGCUAUGGACCUCCAGAAAUUUGGGGUGAACAUUUACUUGAUACAAGUAAUCUUUGGAGCCGUAGACAUCCCUGCUAAAGUUGUCAUUACCGUGUGUAUGAGUUUUAUUGGACGGCGGCCAUCACAAAGUGGUGCCCUCAUCAUCGCUGGAAUCACCAUUCUGAUCAACAUACUGGUGCCAUAUGACAAACAGACUGUGCGCACAUGUUUGGCAGUACUGGGCAAAGGCUGUCUGGCUGCAUCCUUCAACUGCUGCUACCUUUAUUCUGGAGAACUUUACCCAACUAUCAUCCGUCAAAGUGGCAUGGGUUGGGUGUCCAUGAUGGCACGUGUGGGAGCUAUGGUGGCCCCAAUGGUUCAGCUCACAGGGGACUACAUACCUUGGCUACCAGGUUUAAUUUAUGGAGGAGCUCCGAUUCUCUCAGGAGUUGCUGCGAUUUUUCUCCCAGAAACUCUGGGCACACAGCUGCCUGACACAAUACAGGAUGUGGAGGACAGGGGUUCUGGAAAAAUCUCCAAGGGUCAAAUGUCAACAAAGGAAGCAAUCAUCUUGCAGGACACUAAGUUGGAUCUCCUAAAACAGGCUGCCUGAAUUCCUCUGCAUGCAAAUCUUAUACAAAAUGUGCUGAAACUUUAAUAAAAGAAAAGUUUGUACUGUUUGCUUUGUUCCCACCUGUACUGUAUUUUUUGAUUUUCACAGAUAUUUUUGUGUUAUUUUUAGCUUGGAAAAAAGAAGCAAUUUUAUCCUUAAAAAGGUCAACAAAAUAAUCUGUAGGCAGCAGAAAAUCAGACUUGCAGUUUAAAUGUUGGUAAAACAGUAGCUGGAUAAAUUCCAGGCUUGUUGUUAGCAAUCAUGUUUUAAAACCUGCAUUUCUCUUCAGAAUGAAUUAUUUAUUCCAAGUUUAAACAUGAUGACUGUACUUUCAUUGGUGCUUUUAUAAAUGUAUA
This is a messenger RNA of Cyprinodon variegatus (sheepshead minnow), 2374 nucleotides long. RefSeq names its product solute carrier family 22 member 6-like (gene slc22a6l). The record is from RefSeq and is a predicted model, not a curated record. Gene Ontology annotation, biological process: transmembrane transport. Gene Ontology annotation, molecular function: transmembrane transporter activity. The transcript has 11 exons. The coding region runs from base 342 to 2018 and encodes 558 amino acids. NCBI's taxonomy places the organism in Eukaryota, Metazoa, Chordata, Actinopteri, Cyprinodontiformes, Cyprinodontidae. Gene Ontology annotation, cellular component: membrane.